This is a messenger RNA of Dothidotthia symphoricarpi CBS 119687, 2052 nucleotides long. RefSeq names its product general substrate transporter. NCBI's taxonomy places the organism in Eukaryota, Fungi, Ascomycota, Dothideomycetes, Pleosporales, Dothidotthiaceae. Gene Ontology annotation, molecular function: carbohydrate:proton symporter activity. The record is from RefSeq and is a predicted model, not a curated record. Gene Ontology annotation, biological process: transmembrane transport; carbohydrate transport. The transcript has 6 exons. Gene Ontology annotation, cellular component: membrane. The coding region runs from base 300 to 1874 and encodes 524 amino acids.
CUCCUACUCGCGUUAUGAUAUUCCGAUUAAUUGUAAGGAUAGCCAUCUUAUAGGGCUCGGAUCGGAGGAGCGCUAGUUUCCACUCCGAUCACUCGACCAACCACGGGCCAGCGGCGUGAGGAUGAUAAGCAAGGCAAUAACUAUGAAUGAGUAAUGGUAUAUUUGCUCGGACAUGAUGGAUAUCUGGGGCACAUAGUAUUUAUUUGACACCCCACCCCAAUGAUCGGGAGGCGACAGGCUACCUUGCACUACUUCUUUUGUGUGCCAAUUCGAGCGCUACAGCGCGUUCAUCUGCCAGCAUGUUUUCGAAACUUCCAAAGAUCUACAAUGUUUAUUUUUUGGCAUGCAUUGCAACAAUGGGUGGCAUGCUGUUCGGUUUCGAUAUCUCAUCGAUGAGUGCCAUCAUUGGAACUGACCAGUACAAAACGUAUUUUAACAACCCGGCGGGUCUCAUCCAAGGUGUAAUCGGUUCUGCCCUGGCAGCUGGCUCCGUCCUCGGCUCGAUCGUAGCUGGUCCCCUCUCCGAUAAGGUCGGUCGUCGAGAUGCCCUCGUCUACUCCUGCAUCUUCUGGCUCAUUGGAACUUCUGUCCAAGUUGCCUGCAAUAGCCGAGGGAUGUUGAUCGCGGGCCGCGUGCUCAACGGUAUCACUGUUGGCAUCACCUCGUCUCAGGUGCCCGUGUAUCUUGCAGAGGUCGCGAAGCCCGGACAGCGUGGUUCCAUCAUUAUCAUUCAACAAUUGGCCAUCGAGUGGGGUAUUCUCAUCAUGUACUUCAUUGGCUAUGGUUGCUCGUUCAUCAAGGGAGAGACUGCCUCGUUCCGAACGGCAUGGGGCAUACAGUUCGUCCCAUGCGUGUUCUUCAUGAUAGGUCUUCCCUUCCUCCCUGAGUCGCCCCGUUGGCUGGCCAAGGUCGAUCGCACAGAGGAGGCCCUGCACGUUCUUGCAAACAUCCAGGCGGCAGGAGACUUGAACGAUCCGUACGUCAUUGCAGAAUACGAGGAGAUCAUCACUGUUCUCACUGCUGAGCGUCUUGCCCCCAAGUCUUGGAGGAAGUUCGUAUACAACGGCAUGUGGCGACGAACUUUGACUGGUUUCUCCGUACAGGCAUGGCAGCAGCUGUCUGGUGCCAAUGUCAUGACUUAUUACGUCGUCUACAUCUUCACAAUGGCCAAUUUGUCGGGCAACAUCAACCUUAUCUCGUCUGGUGUGCAGUACGCAUUAUUCAUCAUCUUCUCGUCCAUAAUGUUCGUCUUUGUCGACAAGAUUGGUCGACGAACACUACUGAUCUGGGGUGCCGUCGCUAUGGGUGUGUGUCAUAUGGUCGUCGGUGGCACUUUAGGUGCCCAUUACACAUAUGUUCCCGAUGGUGUUGGCGGCGACAAGAACGUGGUCAUGCGCGUCACAGGCUCCCCAGCAUACACCGUCAUCGCCUUCUCGUACCUCUUGAUAAUCAUCUACGCCCUGACACUCGCGCCCAUCUGCUGGGUCUACGCCGCAGAAGUCUGGUCGCUCGAGACGCGUGCCGUAGGCAUGGGAAUAAGUAGCAUAGGCAACUGGGUAUUCAACUUCGCCAUUGGUCUUUUCAUCCCACCCGGCUUCCUGAACAUCCGCUGGGGCCUGUUCAUCACCUUCGGCGCCAUGUGUUUCCUCGCUGCUGCUCAUUUCUGGCUUGCGUAUCCCGAGACUUGCCAGAAAACGAUUGAGGAAAUCGAAGAAAUGUUCAGCGACAAUGGACCAAAGGCGUGGAAGACGAAGAUGGGUCACUCCAAGCUUGAAGACGAUGCUACUGCCGUCGCCAGUGAGCAAGUCAAGGGCGAGGCGAGGGCCAGCAUUGAGAAGGCUCUUGAACAUACGCACCGAACUGAGUCGGUUUAGUGUAAGACUCUGUUACGGGAUACUGCCAUUCGACUGAACUUCCACUCCCGCCUCGGUGGAUGUCAGAAGUGCCUAGCGGAGUUCUUUUGCAUCUGUUUAUUGCUAGACCUAUAUACCCCUUGCUUAUUUAUCAACAUAGCUAGCCACGAGAAAUCUUAUAUACCUUGACAACUCUCGG